AUUGCACACUCUCCUCGUACAACGUUGACUGAAAAAGAAUCUCUACUUAAUCCAAUUUUCUGUCCACGUUCACUUUGCUGGAAAAUUAAUAUUUUUUCCCGAGAAUACAGAAUCAUUUUCAUCACUACCUCUUAUCUAUCUUCCUGGUGUCUGAGUGAGUCACUUGCUGGAGUGCGUGCGAUACAGUUAGAGAGGUAAGACAAAGAAUGGCUGCAGCAGUGCCGGUUCAGAAAACAGAGGAAGAAUGGCGAGCUAUUCUCUCCCCUGAACAGUUUUGGAUUCUUCGUCAAAAAGGAACAGAAGAGAAAGGAACUGGGAAAUAUGACAAAUUCUAUGAAGAAGGGGUUUAUAACUGUGCUGGAUGUGGAACACCACUUUAUAAGUCUACUACCAAAUUCGACUCUGGCUGUGGUUGGCCUGCAUAUUUUGAGGGUCUGCCUGGAGCUAUAAAUCGCUCUCCAGACCCAGAUGGGAGAAGAACAGAGAUAACUUGUGCAGCUUGUGGUGGGCACUUGGGCCAUGUUUUUAAAGGGGAAGGGUUCAAAACUCCAACAGAUGAACGCCACUGUGUCAACAGCGUUUCCCUCAAGUUUAUUCAGGCGAAUGCUUCACUGUGAAGUUUGAAGUCGUUAUCCAUCAGAAGCUGAACAUCACUGAAGAUCUAGCUUAUUGUGUAAAGUUGUUUCUCGCUUGAAGAAAGACUGAUUUAAUGAGUACUAAAUGAUGAUGAGUGAUGCCUGUGUGUAACUAUGAAUGCCAAUAAAACUUCUCUGCUGAAUAAUAUCUUUUCAAGUAUGUGAAAAAUAUCCUACUCUUCACUCA
Molecule: messenger RNA, 822 nt
Organism: Ziziphus jujuba (common jujube)
Lineage: Eukaryota; Viridiplantae; Streptophyta; Magnoliopsida; Rosales; Rhamnaceae
Product: peptide methionine sulfoxide reductase B5
Exons: 3
Coding region: 207-617 (136 amino acids)
Biological process (GO): protein repair; response to oxidative stress
Molecular function (GO): peptide-methionine (R)-S-oxide reductase activity
Source: RefSeq, a predicted model, not a curated record